Molecule: messenger RNA, 1781 nt
Organism: Cylicocyclus nassatus
Lineage: Eukaryota; Metazoa; Nematoda; Chromadorea; Rhabditida; Strongylidae
Source: the annotation of a GenBank genome assembly
AGAAUAUAUCUAUUAUGGCUAGAGAGUACUCGUCUGAAUCUUAUUAGCUGCUUAGAAUUUUUCGGGCUUUUCGUUAGACAAAGGCAAUGCAGAGCAUAUGGGCUAUAAUAGGUGUCUCGCUUGCCAUUUUUUAUGCUGUCGAAUCAAAUCGCUAUGCAGAACAACUGUAUGAGGAUUUGCUCUACUACUAUAAUAAAAAUGUUCGACCAGUUAAGAAUGCCAGUGAGAGCAUAAAAGUCAAAUUUGGUGCUUCGCUUAUUCGAAUCAUCGAUGUGGAUGAAGUAAAUCAAGUUCUUACAACUAAUUUAUGGCUGGAAAUGCAAUGGUUCGACUACAAGUUGACUUGGGAUCCAGCACGAUGGGGUGGCAUACGAAAGCUGCAUAUUCCUUCGGACCAAAUAUGGAUACCAGAUAUUUUACUUUACAAUAAUGCCGAUGGAGAGCCUCACAUUAGUAUUUUGAGUGAUGCCCUAGUCUAUCAUAAUGGUCUAAUAGUGUGGAAACCACCAAGCAUCUAUAAAUCUUUUUGUCCCAUCAACAUCGAAUAUUUUCCUUAUGAUUCUCAAUCCUGCACACUGAAAUUUGGAGGUUGGAGCUAUAAUGGUUUCCUUCUUGAUGUCCGACAGCUGCCGUCUGCUGGGUCUCCAAUAAUAAAUCGAUUGGACGAAAGUGGCAAGGAAUACCAGUAUUUAGAGAUUGGCAUGGAUCUAUCCGGAUUCCAUCAAAGCUUGGAAUGGGAUUUAAUGUCGUUAACAUCUCAACGACAUGAACAGCUGUAUCCGGGAUGUUGCGGACAAGAUUUCUAUAUUGACGUCACGUUCGAUAUUGGUCUGCGCAGGAAGACCUUGUUCUAUACCGUAAAUUUGGUAAUACCAUGUAUGCUCAUAGCUAUUCUGACUACAUUCGUAUUCUAUAUCCCUCCCAUCGAGCACAAGAUGACUUUUUCUAUUUCAAUUCUUGUCGCGCUUACUGUAUUCUAUUUAGUUCUCAUUGAACUUAUUCCACCAACUUCUCUUGUGUUACCCUUGAUAGGACGGUAUCUUCUCUUCACGAUGUUUCUUGUAGCCAUAUCUAUCUUCCUAUCUGUGCUUUCUCUCAACUAUUAUCGAAGGGACGGUUCCGCUCAACCCAUGCCACACUGGAUCCGGGUAGUAUUUGUCGAAACAUUGCCGAAGUACAUAGGGAUCAAAAAAGCCGAGGAGGAUGAAGUCAGCGACCGAGGAAGUAGCACAGCUACUGAUGUGGGUCAAUUCUUGGACUCUUCGCGUCGACCUUCGCCUUACUUUCUAGCUGUACCAGCAGGGGCUAACGACGAAGAGAAGAGCAAGACUAGGGCUGAAGUAAAUAAAAUCAGAUUGUCUCAAUUAGCACAACUUCGCGGUUUGCAUCCGGAUUUAAUAAGAAGAAUGAUUGACAAUGUUUCGUUCAUUGCUGAUCACUUUCGCGCUAUGAAGAAGGAAGACAAAAUAUCAUCUGACUGGUCCUACGUUGCCAACGUCAUCGAUAGACUGGUGCUCAUAAUUUUCACCACAGUCAAUCUCGUCGGAACAAUCCUAAUUAUUCGAAACUCCCCCAUACUGUUCGACCACUCACAACCCAUGAAGAUUAGCCCUGCGACCAGGCCACUUUCUGGUGACACUUUCGAAAGCUCAUUUGAUGCCAACUUUACGCAGGAAAGUUGGUGGAAGAACUCGGGAGGACUUUGAUCUGUGCCUUAUUUGAUGAUAAAAGUUUUGCAAGCUGAUUUUGUAGACUUUUGAGGUACCGCAAUCAAGUCAAUA